CGUCAGUUCCCACAUUUGGUUCCUCCAUCAGAAGGAGUGUCCCCUCUACGUCUUGCUGGUCUAGAUCCACUCCACACCGCGGCAGAGCAGAGAGGACAGGGAGCUCCAAGGAUGUUGACCACGCAUCAGGUCAAGAGCGUGCCAACAUUUAGCGGGAAGGAGCGACACGGCCCCCGACUGGAGGACUGGAUCCGGGAUAUGCGGUUCCUCCUUGGAUGCAAGGGAACAGCCCCAGGGAUCCUCCAGUUUCAUGAGGCUGUCAGACACACAGGAGGAAAAGCGAGAGAUGUGCUGCUGAACCUUGAGAGUAGGACACCAGAGGGUCUAGACGCGCAGAAAGCCUUCGUCGAGCUGCUGGAAGAAUACAGGGAAGACAAAAGUGCCCUGUCUCCCGUGGCCAAAUUCUACGCCAGGGUGCAGCGGGGAAACGAAACCCCAAUGGAGUUCGCCAUUGCGUUGGAAUCCACCUUGAGGGAGGUUGAAAAGACGAGGCGGCGCCGGGGACAGAAGUCCGAGGAAGAGAGCCGAGACAAGAUGUUGGCGACACAGUUCAUGGUGGGUUUGAGGAACCUACACUACAAGCAGAGGUUGGCGCCGAUGCAACCGAGGUUUAUGGCCUUCCGGGACGUGCGCCGGGAACUUCACAUUAUUGAUGAAGAGGAGAGACAGGCAGCAGACCUAAGACGACAGCAGACGUCCUUCUCAAUGAGCGAGGUGGCUCAAAGCUUGCCCCAAGUUAAGGCCCUGGGUAAAGACGUAAAGGGGCCGGCCCAACCCGUGAAGGAGGUCGUCCCGGUCCCACUCGGGCCAAACGACCCCAACACUCCGAUAAUCCAGCAACUCAUGACGCAACAACUGGAGGAGAUGAAGGGGAUGCAUCGUGGUCAGAUGGAGGCCUUGGACAGAGUUCUCCAGGAGCAACGCCAACAUGGUCAACGCCUUGCACGACUAGAGGGUGUGCUGUUUUCCAACAUCAGCCCACCCGUCAGCCCCAAUCGGGCAAACCCCCAUAUACUGGAUGUUUCAACUGUGGAGAUCGCCGACAUCUAGCAAGGAAUUGCCCCCAGCUUAACCACAGUGAGCAACCACAGCAGCAGCAGGCCCUGCCACACAUACACACAAUACACAAGGAUCAACGGCCAAGCGGAAGAGAAAAUGAAUGCAAGUUGCCAGCGCAUCAAAGUGCAGAUUUCAUACAUGAACCAAGAGAAAUUUCGAAGGCACUGUCGAUUUUGCCCGUAGGGGAGAAACUCUAAAAGACAGUUCCAUUGGAUACCGACUUGACGCAUACCCACAGUACAAAAUGAUCAACAGCCAAGCGGAAGAGCAAAUGAAUGCAAGUCUCAAGUGUAUCAAAGUGCAGAUUUCAUACCUGUACAUGAAUCAGGAGCUCUUUCUAUGGCACUGUUGAUUUUUCCUCCGAGGGAGAAACUCUAAAAGACUGUGUGGAACUGUCGAGUAGGCUACCACAUGUAUUGAAUGAACCAGAACCUUGACAGUUUUUCAUUGCAUGCUUGUUCUUCUGUUUAAUUUCCCAUGGUUCGAUUGUAUGCACAAACAAAGCAGCACUUGUGUAUUUGACUAAGCAACAGAUUGGUAAGUUACACCAACCACACAAUUAUUUUGUAAUUAGCCUUGGAAUAUAGGGUUCUCUUAAUUCAAUUUAAAAACAUUUUCCCAGAUAGCCUCGGCUUGCCAGGUUCUGAGUUUAAACCACAUAGCUAAAAGUGCUGCAAUUUUCCUAUAAGGAGCCGAAAAGAAUGAUCAUUGCCCUCAUGGAGAAGGUGGGGGAGGGACUUCCUGGUAGUUUCAUCAAGGGCUCCAGGAAGGUCAACCAAAUGGAUCCAAUGCAGACCACAGCAACCCUCCCCUUACAGGAGUUUAAUGCAAUGAAAGGUAAUCGUACCAUCAGAGCGUCUCUUCAUUGUGGCGGGGAACAUUGUCACAGCCAAACGAUCGCUACUUAAACCAAAGAACGUUGGCUUUCUGAUGUGUCUCCCUGAUAAUCUUCCUUGAAUUCCGGCCCGGCUGCGUUUGUAACAGUAACAUUAAUCAAGGCAAAGAGUAAGUAAAUUUGAACAGUUGUUAAUUGAGACUGAGACCGUGUACAUGGAUGAUGGAGAUAUGCGUAGACCUGAUCAGGACACCCGUCAGUAUCCCCUGUAGCUUCGACAGCGUCAUCUAUUCCGUCGCUGGAGGCGAUGUCUGACGAACCACCAGAGGAACCAUCGACUAGGAAGCCAACACUGAAGAGGAAGCUUGCCACGAUCAAGGAACAUGUCUUCCGAGAAGUGUGGGUCGAAGGCAAGUCAGUCAAGCAAGAGAAGCGGCGCACACUCCAAGCGAAGAUAAAUGCCGUUUGGGAGAGAUGGUCAGCAACUAGUUAAUAACAGAAGCUGAGUUCUUAGUGUGCCAAGUUCUUAGUGUGCCAAUGGAAGACAUCAUACAAACAAUGGCAGAACCUCCCAUUAUACAAGUUCAAUUUGCCUGUACAAAUUUGAUGACAACUCCUCAUGACACAUGUGAUCCUGAGACUGCCACAAAGACA
Messenger RNA from Patiria miniata (bat star), 2548 nucleotides. RefSeq lists its product as uncharacterized. NCBI's taxonomy places the organism in Eukaryota, Metazoa, Echinodermata, Asteroidea, Valvatida, Asterinidae. The transcript has a single exon. The coding region runs from base 112 to 1050 and encodes 312 amino acids. The record is from RefSeq and is a predicted model, not a curated record.